UGCAGGCUGCAGCACUUUCUGCAAUCUGUAAUCCGUGCACUAGUGUUUCAUAUUAUUCUUCUUAUCUCUCUUCUGCAAAGUGCAAACCCUACUUACUACUUUCACAGCUCCUUCCUCUGAUCCUCUUCCUUCCCAUACUCUCUGCUCCUAACUUUUUCUCUCUUCUCCCCUUUCUUCCAUUCCUCCUUGUCUCUCGCAAAGCAAAAUUCAUGGACGUGGACAAACUGAAAACUUCCACUAGUGACAGCAGCAUGGACAUGAUGAUGAUGAUGAUGCAAAUGGAAAAGUUCCCUGAAUUUUGUGAACCUUUUUAUAACAACAACACUACUACUACUACUACUACUACUCUUCUCUACCCAGAAAACGAGUACUUCUUAAACUCCACCACCACCACUCUACCCGUGUUCCCCAACGUCAACAACCCAAACGUUAUAACUCCACCACCCACCACUUUGAUUAAUCCACCACCACCUUCCUCCAAUUUCGUUCUACAACAACCCAUGACACCUCAUCUUGAACCCAACCCGGAGAAGAAGAAUUCUGUGGCGGCUAUGAGGGAGAUGAUUUUCCGUGUAGCAGUGAUGCAACCUGUUCAUAUAGACCCGGAAUCCAUCAAGCCACCGAAGAGAAGGAACGUGAAGAUUUCGAAGGAUCCUCAGAGUGUGGCGGCGAGACACAGAAGAGAAAGGAUAAGCGAGAGAAUAAGGAUCCUUCAGAGAUUAGUUCCCGGUGGGACCAAAAUGGACACGGCUUCUAUGUUGGAUGAGGCCAUACACUACGUGAAGUUCUUGAAGAAACAAGUGCAGACGCUGGAACAAGCAGGGGCAACUAGACCCUUGAAUGUUGUUGGCUUCCCUACUACUGUGUCCAACGCCAAUAAUAAUGUUAAUUAUUCUAGUUUUGUGAAGAGUUGCCAACCUUAUCCAAUGCUGGGUUCUUCAGCUUCUAAACAAUUGCUCAGUUGACAAGUGUUUGUGUAAUACAUGCAUGAAUCAAUGAAUUAUACAUGUGGUGUAUUUUUUUAUCUUCA
This is a messenger RNA of Glycine soja, 1030 nucleotides long. RefSeq names its product transcription factor HEC2-like. Gene Ontology annotation, molecular function: DNA-binding transcription factor activity; protein dimerization activity. Gene Ontology annotation, biological process: regulation of DNA-templated transcription. The transcript has a single exon. NCBI's taxonomy places the organism in Eukaryota, Viridiplantae, Streptophyta, Magnoliopsida, Fabales, Fabaceae. The coding region runs from base 210 to 965 and encodes 251 amino acids. The record is from RefSeq and is a predicted model, not a curated record.